AGGAGAGCAUUGAAAGGAAUUGAUUAAUGGCUAUGCAGCCAUGUUAGACUGCAAGUUGUCAGAAGACGGCAGCUUGCUUGUCUUUAUGUUGCUAUUUCCAGACUGUCGUCCUAAAGAUGCCCACAUUAGCUUUGUAUUCAUUGAUGUUAAUGAGAUGAAAGUGAGGCCAUACAGAAUAAAUGUGCACUACAGCCUAUCGCAACUAGAGUUCACAAGGUGUUUAGACAAAGGCACCUGUAGUUUCCAGAUAUCCAGAACCUUCAAUAUUACAGGAGCUGCCUACCUCUUAGUCAAGGUUUUGGAUUUCCAACAUGUGUACUCUAUUGAGUCUGGUGGCCUGGUGAUGCAGACUAGUGAACUCCCAACUAGCGGACUUACUAUUAACCCUAAGCACCUGACGCUGAAUGACCAAUCAAUGAUAAACUUAGCAUGUACGCAGGGCAGGAUGAUAAUCAUCAACUAUGGCAAUAAACAGCCACUCGUCAAAUUGGUUGACAUUUCAGAUAACAACACAGAAGAAAACAAAAAGAGUGUUUAUGCAUCCCACAAAGCAUGGAAGAAGAAUACAGCGCCCUCUAACACAUGGCUGUGGUCAAAGCGUGACCUGCUUGAUGGUCAAGAUAAUCGCCAUGUUGCAAUAUACUUCAGACGUGUGGUCCUACAACUAGCCGACAUCGCUAUACAGAUGAGUGAUGGGGUAUUUGAAGAUGACGUGAGAAAAGAGUAUGAAAAACAGGAUCGUUUAAAUCCAUUUGCUCUUAAAAAUGAGGAACCAACAGCAGAUGAAGAAGAUUCAAAAGAUGAAAAUAAUCAAACAGCUGACCAACAAGACCUGGAACAAGGGCCUAGUACUAGUGAUGAACCAAAUGGGAGAACCAGCCAAAAUGAAUGACCAGGACCAAGAAAAAGGACCACAAAAUACGUAUGCACGUAGGAGACUAUACCAAGGGUAAUGACCUAUUUAUUGGCUGGACAAAAUAGUACAGAGAAGUAAGUUAUUACACAAUUGUCCAUGAUAGACCAAGCCUUUGGCCUAAGCAAUUGUGAUGGACAUCAGUGGCCAAGGAGAAUUAUCAAUGAAUAAGUAGAUAAGAAACCACAGUACAGUUACCUUGACAAUGAAUGUUGGAUUUCCCACAUUCAGCUUUAAGUAUUGCGUGUUACUUUGAGAGUUCAAAGAAAGUCAAGUUACUUUGUAAUGAACUCUUAAGUGUCAUUAGGAAACGCAAUAGUUCAUAUUCGAUCAAAUAAACCACUCCUUGUUAGAUCCCCUUUAGAAAUAUUGAUUUGAAGUGCUUACAACAUGUUCACCCUCAAAUAAGUAAAACAAUAACCAGGAUAUGUAUUAAUAAUGAAUUUAUACAUAGUUUAAUAUUGAGUUUCUAUGGCAUUAUAUCAAGAUGAUAGAAAUGUAAUUUGUAAAUCAUUUAGACCUCUUCACAAUUUGGACAUGGGCCAUGUGAUACAUUUGAAAGUUCAAACAGUCAGUUCUACUUAUUCACACUCGUAGGUAAUUAAAUGUAAAAUACACUACAAUAUUGAAUUAGAAGAUUGACUAUUGUACCUGUUGCUUAACCUUUGUUCCUUGGGUAUAUUCCCUACAUUAUGCCCAAUUCUACUUACCAGCCUUUCCUUGGGCAAAACCCAAGGGUUAUGACUUUUACAAAUAAUCUCAGGAAAAUAUCUAAUAUUGGCUUAAUUAGGCAUACAGUGCAGAAAAAUUGCCAUUUGAUUGCAAAAGGGAUUCCUCAGGUAUAAGCCCACCCCAAAAAUUGACCCAAUAUUGUGUUCAAAGGGGUGAGGGUGGGCUUAUACUAGAGGAACUAUGGUAAAUUAAUUGGGAAAACCAAAGAUUGUUAAGCCUACAGUAUAUACAAUAUGAUUAUUAAUUUAUACUAGGGCGGUAUUAUGAGUUACUGUAUAUGUUAGUGAUACAUUGGCAGCCUUGUCAGAUAUUAGGCAGUUAUUCUGAGCAUGACGUUAACCUUAACGGAUGACGUCAUAAUUUAUUCAUCUUGCGUUGCGGAGUACGUUAAUUUCAAGAUUUUACGUGCUCGAGGUACGUUAGUCCCGGGUUUGCGCAUGCGUAUUUUGAUUUGUUUACAAAAGGGGCGGAGCUUUCGCGCUGCAUGUUGGGUACUAACGUUAAAGUUAAGGUUAACGUCGUGCAGCGAAAACUACCUAGUAUCCAAGUGUCCUAACAAAUAAUCCAGGCUACUUCAAGUGUACUGUCUGUAAUGAGCUAAAAAUAUAAUAAAAAAUUCAAUUCCUUAUAUGUAUAUUUAAGUAAGUUAUAAAAUUACAAUUAAUAAUUUUAAUGAUAAAAACUUUCCCCUGUCAGUUUUGUUUCCCUGUAUUGAAGACCAAAUAGUAUGGAAUUGCAAGAGAUCCAACUGACCUCAUUUUGAAUGCACACCAUGAAACGUUAAAAAAAUACUACCACAAGAUAAGGGUGCCCUAUUAUACUUUGAAUACAGUUCACUCGAAACACGUCUUUUGAAGGACAUCCCCUUUAUAGUACCUUUUGAAAUAAGAUUAUGUUUCAACGAAACCAUGAGAGUCAGAACUCUCGCAGUUCUAUAGUCUUUGAUAAGACUCUUAAAUUUGCUGGUAAUCAGUUUAAGGAUUUUUGAAGUAAACUCUGUGAAUCAGCAAAAAUACCUUUUUUCAAUGUAUCUGUUGGGAGGCUGAUUAAUUGAUUCUUUUAAAUGAGCUAUUCAAAUUUUAAUUUGAAAUGUAAUGUAGUUGGAUUUAUAUAGCACUUUAUACCAGUCUCAAAGUGCUCGAGGUGUGGACUAGCUCAUACAUUAACUUUCUUCUCCCCUAAGAGUCUCUUCAUGUCUGAGCUACCGGGUAAACCUGUACCAGCUACUCUUACCAGUCCACAACAGGGGCUGCAUGGAUCAGUACACUUGGGUAACCCCCUACUCGUCGCGGAAGGUGUACUGGGUUCUUUAAAGUGCACAUAAACCAAAUUAUGUACACUGGGCCUACGGUUUAUAAUCCUCAUCUGAGAAGACUUGUUCCACCACCAGAACCAUACGCGAGUAUGUGCCGUUGAACCAUCGUUGUACAUUGCGGCGCCCCUACCUUAACCACUCGGCCAUCCAACUUGCAAAUUUUAUUUUUAAAGUUUUACCAGAUUUUGUUGACAGACAGUACAUCUUUAAAGAUGAUGAAAUUACAGUAUUAUUAUUUAUUUGUUUUAUACAUGAUUUGUACAACUUUGAGAAUUUAGUGCAAUCAAGUUUGAAUACUGUAAAUUAAGUUUACAUAUAAAAUAUAGUUUGUAAAAAAAAUAUUGUAAUAUAUAUUAUGUGAGUUCUGAUGAUUGACAAGUAAAUAUUAUUACCUUAAUUUAUCUGUGAGUGUCUGUAAAUUAAUGAGUAGAUAAAUGAAUUAGAAAAAUAAAAUUAUGGAAAUAAGAAUAGUAA
Messenger RNA from Anneissia japonica, 3434 nucleotides. RefSeq lists its product as uncharacterized. The record is from RefSeq and is a predicted model, not a curated record. The coding region runs from base 41 to 892 and encodes 283 amino acids. The transcript has 7 exons. NCBI's taxonomy places the organism in Eukaryota, Metazoa, Echinodermata, Crinoidea, Comatulida, Comatulidae.